CCCAAAUCAAACUCUUACCUUAAAGGUUUUGCUCAAUUCCAUCACAAUUGUUAGAUAUUUAGGUUUUCUUCAAUCUCACCGGAUUCUUAAUUGGCUUCAGAUCCAGUCUCAAAAAUGGAGUCACCGCACUCGAAUCUGCUCCCUGAAGUCGAUUCUUUACCCGAUGGAUUCGUCGACGGCGCAACAGACCCGCCUCUCAAUUCACCGAAAACCCAGGAAGAAAAUUGUAUCACAACAACAAUAAACCAUGAAACUGUUGCGAUCGAAAAAGCAGAGAAGCCGAGAACUUUUCCAGUUCCUUUGUGUGAAACAGAUGGUAAUGAAGAUGACGAAGUAGAUGACCUAAUUCGAGACUCAGAGAAGCUUAGCUUAGAGGCAGAGUUAGAGCAGAAACAAGAAGAAACAUCUACUCCUGUUUCUCAAACAUUAUCAGAAGGGUCAAGUCAAAAUUCAACCUUGUCUAAGGAAAUGGAUUCACUCAAACCCAAAAAACAACAGGAGGUGGUUGAGAGCAAGCGUAAGGGUUCAAAGAAUAUGUUUAAAUCAGAGAAAGAGUUUUUGGAAUUUAUGCUCAAGUAUCAGCAAGUUCUUUCUGAAAGAGAUUCUGCUAUUACUGUUCGUGACAAGCUUGAAUCACUUUGUAGAGAAUUACAACGUCAAAACAAAAUGUUGAUGGAAGAAUGCAAGCGGGUGUCAACUGAGGGACAGACUUUAAGAUCGGAUUUAUCGACAAAGUUCCAGGAUGCAAUUAAGGAUGUAAGCAUUAAGUUGGACGAGCAAAAGGAUGAAAGCCUCACACAACUAAAAGAAAACGAGAUGUUGAGGACGAAGUUGAAGCACCUGGCUGAUCAAUUUAUGCUUUCAGAACAACAACAUGAACAAAGAUUGAAGCAGAAAACACUUGAGCUACAGAUCUCUGCUUUAAAAAUUAAACAGCACGAGGAGAAACUCAUCCAUGAACAAUCUCAGAUGAAAGUUUACGCAGAUCAAGUUUCUCAGCUUUUAUCUACUGAGAAAAAUUUGCGGUUGCAGCUAACUGCUGAUGGAGAUAAAUUCCAGCAGUUCCAGGACGCGUUGGUGAAGAGCAAUGAGGUGUUCGAAACAUUCAAACAAGAAAUCGAUAAGAUGUCAAAAGCAAUCAAAGAACUUAGGAAAGAAAACGCAUUCUUGAAGAGCAAAACUGAGAAGUCGGAUAUCACUCUCAUAGAACUCGUUGAAGAGCGUGAAAGAUUGAAAAAGCUGUUGGAGAAGACAAAGAAACAAAAAGACAAGCUUGAAUCUCUUUGCAGAUCCCUUCAAGCUGAAAGAAAGCAGAAAGAAACUAACAGUGCCGAUUCUGCACUUCAACCAUGAACCAGAGAGAGACUAUGAAUUCAAUUUUUUUGCUUUUUUUGUUUGUUUUUCAGAGUUUUUGAACUAAUUAGCACUUGAGAUUACAAAACUACAAUUAGACCUCAAAUUCACUUUUAAAAUGUAGAGACAUCACAUCAUAUUGAUUCUGCUCUUUGUGAGCAAAGUCCAUUUUA
Arabidopsis lyrata subsp. lyrata is the source of this 1526-nucleotide messenger RNA. RefSeq names its product alpha-taxilin. The record is from RefSeq and is a predicted model, not a curated record. The transcript has 11 exons. Lineage: Eukaryota; Viridiplantae; Streptophyta; Magnoliopsida; Brassicales; Brassicaceae. Gene Ontology annotation, molecular function: syntaxin binding. The coding region runs from base 115 to 1353 and encodes 412 amino acids.